AUGAGCAUUGAUUUGUUACCAAAUGAAGAAAAGCGCUUACAUUCAAUAUUAGAUAGAGGAAUUGAAGCCAUGAGGAAUAGUGCAGAGUUCAGCAAUUCACAGAUUAGUAAUAGUAAAAGCCAGUCAAGGCUAGAUAACUCGUUUAAAGGGAGUGGGAAUAAUUUACAGGAUUCUAGUAAAGGUUCAAACAUAAAUAAUGAGCUUUUAGCUUUACAAGAAAAAUUUGCCCAGCUUGAAGCGAAGCUGGCAAGAAGAUCACCGUCGCCUAUAGAACAUAUAAAAACAGCGAAUGCUGUAUUGUUGCCUUCAAAAUCCUCUCUUAAAUCUUCAAGAAAAUCCCCGAAACGAUCAUUAACUCAUUAUUCCUCAAAUUCGCCAAAUUUAUCGAGAAAUUCUUCUAAAAAAUCACCAUUGAGGUCAAAAAAAAAUUCAAGAAAAUCGUCUACAAGCUCACUGAGAAGGUCAAAUUCUAAUAGCAAAGUAUACCAAAGCAUUGAGAACUCUGAAAGAGAAAUUAAUAAAUUAGAAAGAAGCUUAACUCCACAAUCAAGGUCACAGACUAUUAAUAUUAAUAGACAAAUUGAUAAAAUUAGACAGCAGCUGGAAGAGGAAAGGAAAAUUGGAGAAAAGCUUGUAAGGGAAAAUGAAAAUUUAAAAAAAGAUUUGGGGAAAAGAGACGAAUUGAGGAAAAAAAUAGCAAAACUGCAAGAUGAUUAUAAUGAGCUUGCGAUUUCAUUCGAAAGAAGCGAAGCAGUUAGGAAAAAACAGAAAGAGCUUAUAGAAAAACUAAAAAGCGAACUAAGAGUUUUACAAGGAGAGCCAGAAAACAGAGAAUUGCCUAGAAACGCUGAACAAUACAUAAGGCCUCCUACUGCAAAAAUUCGAAAAAAGGCAGGUAAAAAAGGUAAAAACUAA
Messenger RNA from Blepharisma stoltei, 915 nucleotides. The record is from the annotation of a GenBank genome assembly. Lineage: Eukaryota; Ciliophora; Heterotrichea; Heterotrichida; Blepharismidae.